Carassius gibelio (silver crucian carp) is the source of this 3971-nucleotide messenger RNA. Its product is annotated as protein TMEPAI. The coding region runs from base 299 to 1012 and encodes 237 amino acids. The transcript has 4 exons. Gene Ontology annotation, biological process: negative regulation of transforming growth factor beta receptor signaling pathway. Gene Ontology annotation, cellular component: early endosome membrane; Golgi membrane. NCBI's taxonomy places the organism in Eukaryota, Metazoa, Chordata, Actinopteri, Cypriniformes, Cyprinidae. Gene Ontology annotation, molecular function: R-SMAD binding. The record is from RefSeq and is a predicted model, not a curated record.
GCGCUAACCCCCGCCCCCCGCCGGUUCCCAGCCAACUUGCACUUGAAUGAGGUGCGCGCCGCAGACGGCUGGAAAGUAGUACAAACCGUUUGGGAAUAACACCGGGAAUACUGGAGCACAGCGGCCAGACAGCGGGACGGGGGUGGGGGGACGGAGGCCAAAGGAAAGCCGCUGCUGGAAGAAAGAAGCGUCGCUGAGGGAAAGAGGAAACGCCUGCGUCAAUGUUUUUAUUCGACAGCGCGCCGUGAAGCGAUCGCGUCCGUCCGUUUUCCGCGAGAUCUCCUCAAAGUUCAGCUUCAUGGGUCUGAUGAACGGAACCACCGACACCCACACCAAUGUCUCCUGUACCUGUGACUGCAAGAGAUCCACUUCAUUCCAGAGCAUGGCGAUCACCCAGCUGGAGUUUGUUCAGAUCCUGGUGAUCGUGGUGGUGAUGAUGAUGAUGGUGCUGGUGAUCACGUGUCUGCUGAAUCACUACAGACUGUCUGCGCAGUCUCUCAUCUCUCGCCACGGACGAGUGCGCAGACGACACCUGCCCCUGCCGACGGAGGGCAGUCUGUGGUCCUCGGACGCUCCCAGCUCUUCUAAUGUCAUGAGUGAGGGUUACGCUCCGGACCGUGUGUCGUCGUAUCUUCAGCGUGAGCGUCUGUCCCGCUUCCAGCCCACGUUCCCGUACCUCCCUCACGCCAUCAUCGACCUGCCGCCCACCAUCUCUCUGUCGGACGGAGAGGAGCCUCCUCCGUAUCAGGGUUUGUGUUCCCUUCAGCUGCGGGACCCCGAGCAACAGCUGGAGCUCAACCGAGAGUCAGUCCGAGCGCCGCCCAACCGCACCGUGUUCGACAGUCCUCUCAUCAGCGCCGCUCCGCCGGCGUACAGCGAGGUCAUAGGUCACUACUACCACCACACAUCAGGGACCCGACACACAGCGCUGCUGCAGGGAGCGAUACACAUCAGCCGCUCGGACGGACGAAACACACGCAACAAACACAACACCAAAGCACAGCACGUCUGACGCCGCUCUUCCUCUUCUGGAGCCUUCAUCAGACUCUGCAGCUCUCAGAUUUAUCAAUUCCCAGCUGGGAUUUCAUGUGGCUAAAAUAUAUAUAUAUAUGAGCACAUCAGUGUCCCUGCAGCACAGAAGCAGCAUCAGUGUCACAGACGGAUAUUUGGAGAAAUACACAACAAUACAUUGUAUGAGUCUAAAUUAUACAUUUCUCUUUCAUGACAAAAAUCAUUAGGAUAUUAAGAAAAGAUCAUGUUCAGUGAAGAUAUUUAGUAAGUCUCCUACCGUAAAUAUAUCAGACUUCAUGUUUGAUUAGUAAUAUGCAUUGCUAAGAACUUCAUCUGAACAACUUUAAAGAUGAUUUUCUCAAUAUUUAGAUGUUUUUGCUCCCUCAGAUUCCUGAUUUAUAAUAGUUGUAUCUCAGACAGAUAUUGUCCUCCGAACAAACCACACAUCAAUGGAGAGAUGAUUUAUUCAGCUUCAGAUGAUGCAUUCAUCUAAAUGUAAAAAAAAAAGAACUUAUGACUGGUUUUGUGCUCCAGGGUCACAUUUAUUCUCAAAACAUUUAAUUCCUGCUGAAUGCCAUCAACAAAAACCGGCGUCUACAUAAAAACUGGACUCGAUUAAGAGCUGUUUGUGUGCAAAAACAGAGCAUACAUUUUAACAGCGAGACCAGCUCAUAUCUCCAGAAAGCUGACGCCAAGCACUUCUCCACGUCCAAACCAGAUCUCACAAAUAUAAAGAGUCCCUGAUGUCAGACGAGGGGCAGCGCUUCAGACCUUCUCUAAAUAUUUCUGUGUUGUUCGUCCUCUGUGCUUUAGUCUCUCUGUACUUCCUUCCCUGAGCGAUGGACAGAGUCUGGUCUUCCUCUUAGGAACAGCAGUCGCAGUCUUGUGAUUCUUCAUCAGUUCUUCUUCUGUUAAAUGUGCACGACUUCCUCAUGAGAGUUUUGCACAAUAUUCAAAGCAUCCGACUGUUUUGGAGCAGAUACGGAAGUGUUUGUGAUCAGAGAGAGACUUGAAGCUUGCGUGUGUGUGUGUGUGUGUGUGUGUGUGUGCUACUAUAUGAAUAUAUAUACAUGUAUAUGGAAUACUGGAAAACAAACUUAAGAGCACGGUUCUAGAGUUAUUUAUCUAAAUGUCUAAAAUUGCACUAUUUUGAAUAUAAGGGUGUGAUGGGUCCACAGAUGGUGUGUGUCCUGACGCUGGUGAAUGAUGAGUGUGAGAGAGUGAACAGAUCUGAAUCAGUUCUAGAGAUCAACGCUAGUCUUCUUCAGCUAGAUUAACUAGUGUUAGCUUGGAUUUCUUACAUGUGUUUGCCUUAAUUUGAUUCUAGACUCUAGGACCCUGAAUUCACAAUCACUGGUGUUCCGAGCGUACAGAUCUCAGCGGCUGGGUUCACACGCGGCGUCUCUUAUAGCACUUUACCGACUCGUGGGAGGACAACAAUCGAGCAGCUGUAAACCAGCACUAAAGCAGACGAAUAUGCAAACGCUCCCCGAUCGUACGACGCACGCAGAGCUGGAGACUCAUCCCCUGAAUCAAACACCGUCUCAUUCAGCGCUGGAGACUCCCAUGAUGCAUCUGCGCUCGGGGAAUAUCGCGUCUGAUUGUGUCUGUUGGGUUUAACUCCAGAGAACCGCUGCUAACAGGAAGUCCUCGGCUGGAGAGAGGAACUCAACCUAAUCUAGUCUAAAGAGUCAUUCCUUAUUAUUGCUUUGCUCGUAGAAUGAUUCCUUUGCUGUUUUUAUCAUAUAUAUUCCAUAACAUGAUCAACAGAAUACAGACUUACAUCCGGCUGUUUAAAGUCCACACUAGUUAGUUAGUAACUAACUACCCAUGUGUCAUUCUGUUAAUUAUAUUUUAGUCAGAAAUGUUUAGAAGAAAUUGUUAGCCAUUUUUAUUAUAUAAAUUCCAUAUUAUAAAUGAGUAAUUGGCCGAAUGCAGACUUUAAUCUGAUUGUUUAGUUGAUAACUCCUUUCUGUACAGAAUUAUUAUUUUGUGCAUUUUUUAUACGAUAUUUUUCCAAUUAUAGUGAAUUGUGUGAAUGUAGACUGUUUGUGUUCCAGUCUAGUUAGUUGGUAACUAGUUACCCGUGGGUCGUUCUCUCUCCAGCCGCGGCCUAAUGUCUUCCCUUUGAGAUGCCAGUGUGUCACAUGACCCUGUCAGCCAAUCAGGUGGCUGUCGACAGGAAGUGAGUGUAUGUAUGAUGAAGAUGAUGAUGAUGAAGAGGUAGUUUAGUGGAGAGAGUUGCAAUAUACCGACUGUUUGCCUUCUGAUAAUGUAGUUAGCCGUGUAGCUCAGAUUAAAGAUGUACUAGCUGUUUUUGUUCUUGUUGCUUCUCAUGUAAAGCUCAUGUGUGUUCUGUUCACUCAUUAAACAGACGACAGGUUUGUGCUGUUCCCUCGACGCUCGGUAAUGUGAGUGCAGACUGAAGAAAGUGACGUGUGCCUUCCAGUCGCCAGCACAGACUGUGUGUGUGUGUGUGUGUGUGUGUUCUGUUGCCUUCAUUACACCUGAAACACUAAACAUCUGCAUCAGAACGCAUCUGGUGCACUUUAGAUGUAGUGAAAUCAAGCACAAGUCUGCUCAUCUUCAUGAUGCUUUAGUCUAGAUAAAUGAGUUUCUGGGCUCUCAAUCAAAUCACUGAAGGCUUUCCGUGUGAAAGAGACAUUUCCAAAGAAGGACUUUCUCUCCAGUGAUGGCGGCUCUGAUGGUUUCUCUGCUGUUGCAUUGCUUUGGGUUUGAACAUGCCAUUAAACGCUCUCUGUGAUUGCAAUAAGAACAUAUUUACAUCGAGAAUCAUCAGUCCUGUAGAUUUAGUUACUCUCCUGUUAUCUCUUUUAUUUUUAUUUAUAUCAGAUUCUGAAAGUGUUACUGUGUUUCUCUUUGGAACAGUGUCUGUUACACACCAUCUCAUGCAUUUCAAUUAGCUGCCAAUUAUAUGAAUAAAACAUUUUAUAAAAUAA